This is a messenger RNA of Linum tenue, 1588 nucleotides long. The record is from the annotation of a GenBank genome assembly. NCBI's taxonomy places the organism in Eukaryota, Viridiplantae, Streptophyta, Magnoliopsida, Malpighiales, Linaceae.
AUGGCGGAACCAUCGCAGGCUCCGUCUCCGCCGAUUCCCCGGCGAGUCAACGCAGCCGUCAUAGGAGCCGGACCAGCCGGCCUCGUGGCGGCUCGAGAGCUCCGCCGUGAGGGCCACAGCGUGACGGUGUUCGAGAAGGGAUCCCAAAUCGGUGGCACCUGGGUGUACACGCCCGAGUUCGAAUCCGAUGACCCGCUCGGCAUCGACCCGACCCGGCCCGUCGUCCACUCCAGCAUGUACGAGUCGCUCCGGACCAAUCUGCCCAGGGAGGUGAUGGGAUUCAUGGACUACCCCUUCGUCGCCGGCGGCGGCGGCGGCGGAGGCGUCGACGCCGACGGGAGGAGGUUCCCCGGCCACCGGGAGGUGCUGAGGUAUUUGGAGGAGUUCGCGAGGGAGUUUGGGAUCGGCGAGGGGAUCGUGAGGUUGGAGAGGGAGGUGGUGAAUGUUGCGCCGGUGGAGGACGGCAGUGGCCGGAGCUGGAAAGUGACGUCGGUUAAUAGUAAUAACAAGGAGGCGGUGGAGGAGAUGGAAGAGGAAGUUUUUGAUGCGGUGGUUGUGUGCAACGGCCAUCACUCCCAGCCUCGAAUUGCUGACUUCCCUGGCGUCAAGUCGUGGCCUGGAAAGCAAAUCCAUAGCCACAACUACCGCACACCUCAACCCUUCAAAGACCAAGUCGUGGUACUGAUAGGCCACGCCCCCAGCGGAGCUGACUUGUCCAUCAACAUAGCCGGAGUCGCCAAACAGGUCCACGUUGCUUCCACAACAGUAGUUGAUCCUAACAACAACAACAUCAAUUACCCAUCCCAAAGCCACCCUACCUUUCCCAACAUCUGGAUUCAUCCCAUGGUAGAGAAAGCUUGUGGAGAUGGAAGUGUAGUCUUCCGAGACGGCGUGACUGUCUUCCCCGACAUCAUCAUCCACUGCACCGGCUACACGUUCCACUUCCCUUUCAUCAGAACGGCGGGAAUCGUGACGGUGGAGGACAGCAGCGUGAGGCCGUUGUACAAGCACGUUUUCCCGCCGGCAUGGGCUCCGGGGAUCUCCUUCGUCGGUCUCCCACACAGGAUAAAAUAUGUUUUUUUUUUUUUUUGUGUAUGCAAAAUAAAGACGCUCCUAUUCCCACUGUUCGAGCUCCAGAGCAAAUGGAUCAGCGGCGUUCUGUCGGGUCGGAUCUCGCUCCCGUCGGAGGAGGAGAUGAUGAGGGACGCCAACGACUUCUACUCCGCCAUCCAGGCUGCCGGUGUGCCGACGAGGCACACCCACAAUAUGCUUGCCACCGCUGCCUUGGAGGGCGACGACUACAGCGACUGGGUUGCAGCACAGUGCCAAUGUCGAGGCGUCGAGAGCUGGAGGCGAGGAAUGUUUCUAGCGUCACGUAGCAACGGUCAGGCUCGUCCCGAAACGUUUCGUGACGAAUGGGAAGACGGCGAGCUCGUCAUUGAGGCUCACCGCUAUUUCGCCAGUUUGAAACCAUAAAAAAAGGCUUCGAGUGAACCUCAGUUUUAGCUCAUUGUAAUCUUCUCUAGUUCAGUUCGUCGAAACCAUGGUGGAUGAAAUGUUUGUGUUAAAAGAAUGAUUGAUUACCCUU